Vitis riparia (riverbank grape) is the source of this 1055-nucleotide messenger RNA. RefSeq names its product transcription factor bHLH118-like. Gene Ontology annotation, biological process: regulation of transcription by RNA polymerase II. NCBI's taxonomy places the organism in Eukaryota, Viridiplantae, Streptophyta, Magnoliopsida, Vitales, Vitaceae. The transcript has 3 exons. Bases 81 to 833 code for a protein of 250 amino acids. Gene Ontology annotation, cellular component: RNA polymerase II transcription regulator complex. Gene Ontology annotation, molecular function: protein dimerization activity; RNA polymerase II transcription regulatory region sequence-specific DNA binding; DNA-binding transcription factor activity, RNA polymerase II-specific. The record is from RefSeq and is a predicted model, not a curated record.
UAUCAGCCGUAUCUCUCUCUUGUGACUCCACUUCAUACACCAACAUAGCCUGGAGUUGAAUAAUAUAUCUGACUUGUACAAUGUUCCCUUUACAACAAUGCUAUGAGUUGUCUGACGAUGAGAUCUUCUCUUUUCUCCAGCAACAACAUAUAAAUCAACAAGAUCCGAGUCAUGCUUCAAUGGAGGGAAGUAAUCUUCCCAAGAAUACGGAAAAGAGCCCUAGAAAAAAGGAAUUAUUAGCUACUCCAGGCGACAAUGAUGGCAAUACCAGUGGUGGUGACAGGAAGAUCAUGCGUAGGGACAUGGAAAGGCAAAGGCGCCAAGAGAUGGCAAAUCUGAAUGCUUCUCUUCGAUCACUACUCCCCAUUGAAUAUAUAAAGAUUCUCUAUGGACAGGUUUUUGUGUUAAUGGGUUUGCAGGGAAAGCGUUCAAUAUCUGAUCACAUGCAUGAAGCUGUGAAUUACAUAAAUGACCUGCAGAUGAAGAUUCAAGAUUUAGGUAACAAGAGAGACGCGUUGAAAAGGCAGUGUAACAUGAGCGCUUCUCACUUGGAGAGUAGAAGCUCGGAGAUCUGUCCGCCUAACUGUGUUGUGGUCUCCCCAUGUUUGGGUGGUGUGGAGAUUCUGGUCAGUGGUGGAUUCAGAGAGGAAGGGUUACCAUCCAGAGUUAUGGAAUUACUGUUUGAAGAAGGACUUAGUGUUGUUAGUUGUGUUUCCACCAAAGUAAAUGAAGGGUUGCUUCACACCAUCAAUUGCAAGGUUGCUGAUCCCUCAUGUGUUGAUCUUUCUAUGCUGCAGCAGAAACUGUUGGAUGCUGUGAAUCCAUCUUUCUGAUUCCAAGUAAUAGUGUAUCUGUUACUACUGAUCUGAAGACUGAACUUUGUUUGUUGUUAUAUUCAUCUGGAAAAAAAAAAAAAAAAAAAGAGAAAAGAGAAAAUGAAGAACUUAGCUUUGCGUAUUAUAUGACCAAUUACUAUCAUAUAUAUAUAUAUGAUGUUUCGUCCUUGGCAGCUUUCCAUGAGAAAUUCCAAUGUAAUGUGAAGGAUAUCCUAGAAA